Staurois parvus is the source of this 852-nucleotide messenger RNA. NCBI's taxonomy places the organism in Eukaryota, Metazoa, Chordata, Amphibia, Anura, Ranidae. The record is from the annotation of a GenBank genome assembly.
AUGCCUUGUACGCUGCAGAAAUCUCAGCUUUUAGAAGAAUCCUCCCUAUGCUUGGUGGAUUAUGUAAGGAUGGCUGCUGUGAGUCAAUCUCAGCCUCUGCGCCAGCCGUGCCUCUACCAUUCACGUAGUAAAGUGACGGUCAAUGUGAAGAAACCUUUGUGGCCAAUACAAAUGAGCUGCAAGCAGGUAGCUCUGGAGAUGUUUUCACUCUGUUCACAGCUUGAUAUAGUUAUCCGAGGUGAAGUACAGCAGCUUCAAGAACAAGUUGCAGAUGAUAUAAGCUUUGGAGAGUCUGACAUAUUUCACACAUUGGGUUCAGAACUUCUUGAAAGAAUGAAAGAGUGUUUGACCCAUUUACCUGAACCAACGCCAUGCCUAGAGGACUAUCUGGACACUUCAGGUUUAUCUCUCCUUUUUCCAAGGGUGGAAGUAUAUAUCAUCUAUGAAAGGCCAGUUGAUAUUUUGGAGAGCCCUCCAAUGGAUGAUUACUUUGCUCACAUAGGAAAACUUAAUCAGCUUCUGGUUUUGAGCCAACAGCUGGAGGAUGAUGUGAAGCACCUAGGAAGCCAUAAAUAUGUAGCCCAUCAGUUGUCAGUGCUCUAUAAAGUUCUCAGUUAUUUUAAUGGGUGUCUCUAUCUUGAUGUUCUGAAGAGAGACAUUGAAACCAACUUUAAGUCCGUAAAGACUGCACUUUCUACAUUUGAUGGAUCACGACAAGAGCCACUUUUACCAGCAUAUUUGCAAACGUGGUUGCUGGGCUUAACACAGACAAUUAUCACAACAGUCUCUUUGCUCCCAGAAGAACUAACCAGUGAAAUAAUGCCAGUUCUGGCUUACUCUUUGUCAUACUGA